AUGAAGCUUGCCUCGAUCUUCGCCGCUGUUCUUGGUUCAGCCAGCGCUCUUGACGAGCUCAAGAUCGAAAAGACCCACGAAAUCGCCGAAGCUGACUGCAAGCACAAGUCGCAGAAGGGAGACAAGCUCUCGAUGCACUACACUGGCACUUUGAUCGACGGAAAGAAGUUCGACUCCAGCCGGGACAGAAACCAACCCUUCCAGUUCACCCUCGGCGCUGGAAUGGUCAUCAAAGGAUGGGACCAGGGCCUUUUGGACAUGUGCAUCGGCGAAAAGCGAACACUGACGAUCCCACCUCACUUGGGCUACGGCGACCGAGGAGCUGGAGGAGUCAUCCCCGGCGGCGCCACCCUUCUCUUCGACGUCGAGCUGCUCAAAAUCAAGCGAGGAAACGAUGAACUCUAA
Messenger RNA from Oikopleura dioica, 405 nucleotides. The record is from the annotation of a GenBank genome assembly. Lineage: Eukaryota; Metazoa; Chordata; Appendicularia; Copelata; Oikopleuridae.